AUGGUUUAUCUACCACCCAACCAACAUGGCAAUUGCUUCCAAUGCUAUCUUACCACUCCAUUUACAGAUGAUGAGCUGAAAGCUUUCAAGUCAAGGUUUGAGCGCGGCGCAUACUACAAAUCCGCACCCUUGAUGCAAAUCAAAAUUAUGCAUGCACCUGACGAUUAUUUAGGCAAAUCGCAUCAAUACAUGCGCGCGAAAGAAACUGAAGCUGGCAACACGGAUCCAUUCAUCGUCGUUGACGAAGAAGCCAAAAGCAGACGCGCAGUCUGGUACAUUGACCAGUUCGCCAACGAAGACCAGGUUAACGACGGCGUGGCUGAGAGCACAGAUGUUGUUAUGAAGAUCCUCAUCCAAACUGAGUGCUUGGCCAUCAACUAUAUAUUCUACAUCACGGCCAAAUCGAGUAUCGAGGAAGGCCUUGAGAAUUGCUUGGUGGAAUUACCGAGGAUGCUGCCGAGUAUUGGGUUAGUCAGCUCUUGGACGGUUCCGGGCGAUGCAAAGUCUGUUGAUCUGGCUCAAAGACAGUUUCCCGAGAGGAGUGUUGUUUUGCAGCAAAAGUAUAAGCCCGGCUUUCCAUGGCCAGCAGACUCACUGUGA
This is a messenger RNA of Fusarium tjaetaba, 600 nucleotides long. RefSeq lists its product as uncharacterized. NCBI's taxonomy places the organism in Eukaryota, Fungi, Ascomycota, Sordariomycetes, Hypocreales, Nectriaceae. Bases 1 to 600 code for a protein of 199 amino acids. The transcript has a single exon. The record is from RefSeq and is a predicted model, not a curated record.